UCAUACUAAAGAGCAUGAACCAGGAUGGCUCUUUGUUUCACUCGCCCUCUGCAACAGCUUAUGCUUUCAUGGCUACAGGAGAGAGAAAGUGCAAAGAAUACCUCGAGAGACUUGUUCGAAGAUGUCCUCGCGGAGUUCCGCCAAUGUAUCCAAUGGAUGAAGAGCUCAUAAAGCUUAGUUUGGUAAAUCAAGUUACGAGGUUAGGAUUGGCUGAGCAUUUUAGUGGAGAGAUUGAAGUGAUUUUGUCAGAGGCUUACAGGAGGUACAAGAGGCCACAAACAAGAGUUGGUAAUUUCAAACCAGCAAAGUUAUACAAAGACUCUUUAGCCUUCCGACUCUUGCGGAUGCAUGGCUACGAUAUAACUCCAUGGAGCUUCUGUUGGUUUGUGCAUGAUGAAGAAAUCUUGGCUCAUAUAGAAAGAAACAAUGGAUAUUUCAUGAGUGCAAUGCUCAACAUUUACAGAGCUACAGAUCUUAUGUUUUCAGGAGAAAAUGAACUGAAGGUGGCAAGAUCAUUUGCAAGGAAAUUGCUUGAGAAAAACAUGAGAAGGAGAUGUGAACAAGAUGGUCUUCUAGAGAUGCCAAGCUUUCAUGAAGUGGUUGAGCAUGAGUUAAGUCUUCCAUGGAUUGCUCGAUUGGAUCAUCUUGACCAUAGAUUUUGGAUUGAAGCAAAUCAUGUCGAUGCUCUUUGGAUUGCAAAGGCCUCCUUCUUUAGGUUAUCAUGUCUUCAUAAUGACAAGCUAAUGAAACUAGCUGUGGAGAACUACAAGCUUCGGCAAUCGAUCUAUCAAAGAGAACUCGAAGAAGUGACAAGGUGGUCCAAGGAGUGGGGGCUCAGUGAGAUGGGUUUUGGUAGGGAGAAAACGACGUAUUGUUACUUUGCUGUAGCCGCCAGCGGUUCUCUGCCACGUGGUUCAGCUGCUCGAUUGAUAGUUGCAAAAAGUGCCAUACUUAUUACGGUAGCAGAUGAUUUUUUUGACAUGAAAGGUUCACUUGACGACUUGCGAAGCUUGAACGAGGCAGUACAAAGAUGGGAUGGAAAAGGUUUAUGUGGGCAUGGUAGGAUUAUCUUUGAAGCUCUUGAUGGCCUUGUGACUGAUAUUGCUAAGCAACACCUCCGUCAACAAGGAAGCGACAUUAUCGACAAUCUUCGAGAUAUUUGGCGGGAAACGUUUGGCUCAUGGCUGGUGGAAACUACAUGGAGCAACAACGGAUACAUACCAUCCAUGGAGGAAUACCUUGAGACUGGCAUGAUUUCUAUUGCCACCCACACAAUGGUUCUUCCAGCUUCGUGUUUUUUCAACCCGAAUUUACCAAACCACAAACUCAAACCAUCCCGGUACAAACCAAUCACCAAAUCACUAAUGGCUUCAUCGCGAUUAUUGAACGACAUUCAAAGCUACCAGGUAUCCAAACGAGUUACUCCGGCCUGGAGAAAUUUUUCUCCUCUAUUCACAUGA
Molecule: messenger RNA, 1460 nt
Organism: Rhododendron vialii
Lineage: Eukaryota; Viridiplantae; Streptophyta; Magnoliopsida; Ericales; Ericaceae
Product: (E,E)-geranyllinalool synthase-like
Exons: 9
Coding region: 15-1460 (481 amino acids)
Biological process (GO): diterpenoid biosynthetic process
Molecular function (GO): magnesium ion binding; terpene synthase activity
Source: RefSeq, a predicted model, not a curated record